AUGGAAGAUACAUAUCAUCAACAGUAUCAAUACCAACAACAACACCAUAGUAAUCAUCAUCACCAAAACAAUAACAAUAGUGGUAAUAGCAAUCAUAGUAGUGGAAAUAACAGUAACAGCGGUACCGCUAAUAACUAUAGAACUAUAACAUGUUGUGGUAAUAGUAAUUCAAAUACUGGUUGGGGUGCAAGAAGUGUAGAUCUCUAUGAGAGAAUCGAACAGAUCGGUGAAGGUACUUUUGGUCAAGUGUAUAAAGCAAAGAAUAAGUUAACAGAUGAAGUAGUUGCAUUAAAGAAGGUUUUAAUGGAAAAUGAAAGUGAAGGUUUCCCAAUUACAGCAAUAAGAGAGAUAAAGAUAUUAAAAGAAUUAGAUCAUAAGAAUGUUGUUAAAUUAAAAGAGAUUGUAACUUCAAAGGCAUCGCCUGCCAACAAUGGAAAGGGUAGUGUUUAUAUGGUGUUUGAAUUCAUGGAUCAUGAUUUGAACGGUUUGAUGGACAGUCCUGUUUUCAAGUUCUUCCAACCAGAUCAAGUUAAAUGCUACCUAAAGCAACUAUUAGAGGGUUUAGAUUAUUGUCAUAGAAACAAUGUAUUACAUAGAGAUAAUAAAGAAUCGAUUAUCAGAGAUAUUCCAUUUGGUGUGGAAACUGUAAAUUUUGGAUACGAUACAUAUAAAGUAGAUAAAACAAUUCCAAAUGGGUUUCCAUCGUCAGUGAAGAAGUUUAUAUUUAACUCGGAUAAGUCAAUUAGUGCACUGGGUUUCAAAAUUCCAAACACUGUCGAAGAAGUCGUGAUAAAACUAUAUUGUCGAGAUCAAUUCUCAACUAGAUGGAUUCCAGACUCUGUAAAAUCACUGACUGUUUCCUCUGGAGUGCUUCGAGAUGUUUUUAACUUACCAAAAUCAAUAACCAACUUGUGUUUAACAAGAAAUGAAAAUAUAGUUGAACUCCAAGUUCGAAAGAUUUAUGAUAAUCAUUAUCUCAUUUUCGGUCAAUCAAGAAUCAAUUUCAAUGCUGCAAUUGUAUCUCGUAUUCGAUCAUACCUGCCUGUUGUUGAUAGUUUAACAAUAAAAUCUAUUUGGUCAGUGUUAAAAGAUUCAUCACUACACAUUCAAUCAUUAACAUCAAAAGAAUCAGAGAUAUCACAACACAUUUCAGAAUUACAUGAAUAUUUAAGAGUUAUAGAACAUAAAUUAAAGAAAUCGAUCAAUGAUGAUAUUGACACACACAAUCAACAAGUUAAUCAAUUACUAAAUGAAUUAAAAUAUUUAGUCGAUAUAAAUAAUAGUAAUAAUAUCAUCAUUAACAACAAAGAAUAUAAUGUUAAUAAUAAUAAUAAUAGUAGUAGUAGUAAUAAUGAAUUUGAAGAAAUCAAACCAGAUAUUACAGAUGACUAUUCAUUAUCUACAAUAAUCAAAUCAAUCAAUGAGAAUUCAACUUUGAUAUCAUUCAUUGAAAAUAAUAGAGUUGUAUUUGAUCAACAAAAACAACAACAAGAUCAUAUCUCUAUAAUAGUUAAUCAAUAUUAUAAUAAUAAUUCAGAUUCAUGGUUAUUGGAUAGCAUCUAUAAAUACUCAAAACAAUUCAACCCACAACGUCAAUUACAAAUCGUUCAACCAUUCAAUAUCUAUACGAUAAAGUUUGAUAUUCAACCAUUCAGAUCGAUGAUCCACAAGUCGAUCAGUGUAACAAAACCCAACCAAACUAAAAAUACAAUCUUCUCUCUACAUAGAAACGGUGCAACUCUGAUUCAUUUCGUAGAUGAUGAUUACUUUCAUACGGAAGAGGUAGAGUUUCCCGAAGGUCAUAUACUCGACCUUCGAAAUACAACCAUGUCUACGGCAUUGGUAGGCGAGGACAUCUAUAUAUUUAGUGGUUUCAAUGCCGGCAGUAGCAAGCUUAUCAAAUACAAUAUCAAAGCGAAAUCGUUUAGCGUUGUGGAAGACGUCAAGAAUUUAACUCGUUACUAUGGUGUCUCGCUGUGUUAUGACGGUGACGAUCAUAUAUAUCUGGUUGGCGGAAACAGAGAUUCCAGACCCGACCCAACAAUAGAAUCGUUCAACGUGCACACUAAGCGACUGAAAAUCAAAGAGCCUUCUUUCAAAAACUAUUCAAACAAGGUGAUCUCAGUGUAUCAUCGUCGCGACGGAUGGAUCUACACGGUGCCAUCCGACGUUCCUCUGGUGAUAGCAUUCAAUCCCAUCUCAAUGGAAUCUGUAGAGUAUCGUUUCAACGAUCUGGAGUGUGCAUACAGUGGUUGUACUGACGAUGACGGUAACAUCUAUGUUCUCAACCACCGAAAGUACUUUAUCCGAUUCAACAUGGACACCAAACAAUUCCAACGACUUGAAAGUAUUGAAUUCUAUAUUAACUACUUAUCGAUGGUCUAUCGUAAGGUUUCACCCUCCAAGAAUUUCAUCUACUUGCUCACUGGCAGUCGUGAGAAUCUUCGAUACUCUGUCGAACAAAACAAAUGGGAACCAUUCUUUGAGAACGAUGAAAUCGAUCGUAAAAGAUUUGGAAAACAACUAAUAGAAGAGAUUCCUCUUAGUAUCGGUUCGAUUGAAAUUGGCACAAAUGGUUCCGAUUCAGAAGAAAUUCAACCAUUUAAAAGAGAUGAUCUUCCAAGUACCCUGGAGAUAUUGAUAUUGGGUGAGAGUUUCAAAUUUCCUAUUGAACCGUGUGUAUUACCAUCGUCUCUUAAGGUUCUUGAAUACUAUGGUGGUAAACAUACUCUAAAAGCUGGAUCAUUACCUCUAAAUCUUGAAGAAUUCCAAUAUCAUGGUGAUAGUUUACUACCUUUCGAAGAUGAUGGAGUAUUACCUUUGACACUUGCCAUAUUGAAAGCACCAUUAUCAUGUCUUCCAUCAAUCAAAUCACUUCCAAAUCUUAAAUCUUUGAUACUAACUAUCUGCCGUGUUCACCAGUUUUUCGAUUUUCCUUACGUGCCAGGACGAUUAAUAUCAUCUAUGCCACCAUCAAUCAAACAUCUCGAUCUUACACAAUUUUCAUAUGAUAUCGAUGAGAUAUUCAAAGAUCGAUCACAAUACCAAAUAGAGUAUCUAAUGGUAGAUGAAUUAAAAAUGGAAUUCCAUUUACAUCGACGGACUUAA
Messenger RNA from Heterostelium album PN500, 3108 nucleotides. RefSeq lists its product as uncharacterized. Bases 1 to 3108 code for a protein of 1035 amino acids. NCBI's taxonomy places the organism in Eukaryota, Evosea, Eumycetozoa, Acytosteliales, Acytosteliaceae. Gene Ontology annotation, biological process: positive regulation of transcription elongation by RNA polymerase II; protein phosphorylation; transcription elongation by RNA polymerase II. Gene Ontology annotation, cellular component: cyclin/CDK positive transcription elongation factor complex; nucleus. The transcript has 9 exons. Gene Ontology annotation, molecular function: ATP binding; cyclin-dependent protein serine/threonine kinase activity; cyclin binding. The record is from RefSeq and is a predicted model, not a curated record.